UCAAGUGGAGCCGAGGCCGAGUCCUGCGCUAUAUAUUCAAAUGUUUCCAUUUGUUGAAGCUAGAGCUGCUUCUCAUAUGAAUGAAAUUCUUGUCAAACAAAAUGCUCAUUUCCUCCUCCUCCUCCUUUUUUUUCUCCUUCCUGCAGAUCGUUGAUAGCCAAAAUCCUUGCCUCAGCGCUGUUUGUGCUAGCAAUGAGCCACUCAUCCGAUUUCCUUUCCGGCUUCAAAACCGCCAAUUCAAGUCUUGUGGGUAUCCAGGUUUCGAUUUAUCCUGCGAUACUAGCACCAACCGGACACUACUACAGCUACCAUUUUCAGGGAAAUUCAGCGUCCAAGCUAUAGAUUACGCCACCCAAGAAAUAUGGAUUAACGACCCCAACAACUGUCUCCCGGAGCGAAUUCUCUCUCUUAAUCUCUCUGGUUCUUCCUUCGCCGGCCUUUUCUAUCGAAAUUUUACCUUCUUCAAUUGUUCCUUGUCUGAUUAUACCAAGUAUCCGCUGAACCCGAUUGUUUGCCUUAGCGGCGGCUCCACACAUACAAUUUUUGCGACGUCCUCUUUAAAAGAUAUUAACCUUUUGUCACAACCAUCAUUUUCCUGUGGUUCAUUUGCAAGCAAGGAGGUUCCAGUGGAGUGGCCAUUUUAUGGGCAGAUACUAUCCUCGGACCUCAGUGAUGAUCUCCGUCUCACUUGGGGUGCACCCUCGUGUGGAAAGUGCGAGUUGCGUGGUGGACAUUGCGGUCUCAAGAGUAAUUCUACACCUGAAAUCGUGUGCUUCAAUCCUUCUCGACGCGGAAUUCCAAGAAGUGCGCGUUACAUGAUGAUUAUAGGAGCAGGAGUACCUUUGGCGUUAUGUGUGCUGGGUAUAGUAUGCUACCUAUGUAGCAGGAUCAGGCACUACGCUGCAGGAAGAAGAAGCCAUCCUUUCCUAGAAUUUUCUUUCAUGGUGAAUCCACAACCCACAUUGAUCAAUGCAGGAGGCCUAGAUGGUCCCACCAUGGAAUCGUAUCCCAAAAUAGUACUUGGAGAGAGCCGACGAUUGCCCAAGCCUGGGGACAACACUUGCUCAAUAUGCUUGUCAGAGUACAACCCGAAGGAGACGCUUAAGUCUAUUCCAGAAUGCCACCAUUGCUUCCAUGCUGAUUGCAUUGAUGAAUGGCUUCGGUUGAAAGCUUCCUGUCCCAUUCGCCGGAAUUCCCCUGAGCUGUUGCCUCCCUCUCAACCUCCAUGACCAUUUCAUUGCAUUGAAAUUUUUUUUUUCUUUUCUUUUUCCAGUGAAAUAUUUGUAUAUUUAAAAUUUUUACAAGUUACAGUUUUUUUUUUCCUUACUAAUUUGAUAUAAGGCUUAAUUACUAUUGCAGAAAUUUUUUUUCCA
This is a messenger RNA of Hevea brasiliensis (rubber tree), 1373 nucleotides long. RefSeq names its product putative RING-H2 finger protein ATL21B. Bases 81 to 1229 code for a protein of 382 amino acids. The transcript has 2 exons. Gene Ontology annotation, molecular function: polysaccharide binding. Lineage: Eukaryota; Viridiplantae; Streptophyta; Magnoliopsida; Malpighiales; Euphorbiaceae. The record is from RefSeq and is a predicted model, not a curated record.